Molecule: messenger RNA, 7161 nt
Organism: Chironomus riparius
Lineage: Eukaryota; Metazoa; Arthropoda; Insecta; Diptera; Chironomidae
Source: the annotation of a GenBank genome assembly
AAAAUAUACACACAUAUGUAGGCCCAAUCUGUGAAUAUAAAAAAAUAAAGAAUUAACAAAGUAAACAUCAAAAAAUCAUCAAUAAAAAAUAAUAAAAAAUUUCACAUGAAAUUCAAUCGUCGAAGCAAUUUAAGAACAAAAACAUAAUCAUAACAUAAGCAGCAGUGCCUCUGUGUCGAGCUGCUUGUGUGAAUAUCGACAAGGCAAGCAGAAAUAAAAAAAAUUCGAAGCAAAAAGAAGCACAGAAAAAUAAUAAAAGAGUGUGGAAGAGCAGACAUAAAAUGCAAAAUACGAGCACAUUGUCAGCACAUCAUAAAAAUGUGACGCGAGGUUGUAAAAAUUAUGCAAAAGACACUGAACAUCGGAAAUCGCUAAUCGUAGAUGAAAGUGAUAUAAGCACCAAUAGGCAUAAACAGCCACAACUACAAUUAUCAUUAUUAGGUCAUAACAAGUUUAUUAAGUAUCGGAGAAAGACAAGUGCGAGUUCGUGGUUAUUACUGGUGCUAAUUUGUGUAAUUGUUAAAUCGGAAUAUGUGAUCGGUGCUGUAAAUUCUAAUUCAAUUUUAAACUCAUCACCUAAUGUAAAUAGUAAUAGUAAGGAACAUAAUUAUUAUAACAAUGACAAACCAACAAAUUAUACGAGAACUUUACUUGCUGAAAUCGAUGAUGAUAUAGCGUUAUUUGUUGAUAACGGAAUUGAGGAUUUUAUAAAUUUAACUUCAUCAUCAUCAUUUUCAACACGACCGCGUGUUAUCUAUCAAAAUGAAUUUGCUGUUCACAUCCUCGGUGGAAUUGAAGUGGCAAAUGAAAUUGCUAGAAAAUAUGGAUUCACUAAUAUGGGACAGAUUGGAAGUCUCAAAAGUUAUUAUUUAUUUCAUCAUCAACAUGUAAAGAAACGAUCACUAGAAACUGGAAGUGAGCAUCACGAUAACUUAAAUAAGGAACCAGAGGUACGAUGGGUACAGCAACAGCAUGAGAAAAUCCGUAAGAAACGUGACUUUCAACGUAUCAAAUUUCCGGAACCAUCAAGUAGCCUUCGUAGUGAUCCAUUGGCAUUAUUGCGUAGUAUAGCCACCGGAUCACAAAUUAAAUAUCGUAGCACAGAUUCACAUCUCAUCUUUCCUGAUCCGCUUUUUAAAGAGCAAUGGUAUUUGAAUGGCGGCGCCAAAGAUGGACUUGAUAUGAAUGUUGGUCCAGCAUGGCAGAAAGGAUACACCGGAAAAGGAGUUGUUGUGUCAAUUUUAGAUGACGGAAUUCAACGAAACCAUCCUGAUUUAGAUAAGAAUUAUGAUCCAGAAGCAUCUUAUGAUAUUAACGAUAAUGAUUCCGAUCCAAUGCCACGUGACAAUGGCGAUAACAAGCAUGGAACAAGAUGUGCUGGUGAAGUUGCUGGCAUAGCAUUUAAUGAUAUUUGUGGUGUUGGUGUUGCUUAUAAAUCGAAAAUUGGAGGAGUUCGUAUGUUGGAUGGAACUGUCAAUGAUGCAGUUGAGGCUAAAGCCUUAGGUCUCAAUCCUAAUCAUAUUGAUGUUUAUAGUGCCUCAUGGGGUCCUGAAGAUGAUGGAAGUACAGUCGAUGGACCCGGUCCUUUAGCUAGAAGAGCUUUUAUUUAUGGUGUAACUAGUGGACGUCUAGGAAAAGGCUCAAUAUUUGUUUGGGCAUCUGGAAAUGGUGGACGAUACACAGAUUCAUGUAAUUGUGAUGGAUAUACAAAUUCAAUUUUCACUUUAUCAAUUUCAAGUGCAACACAAGGUGGUUACAAGCCAUGGUAUCUUGAAGAAUGUUCAUCAACAUUAGCAACAACAUACAGUUCAGGAACACCGGGCCACGAUAAAAGUGUAGCUACAGUCGAUAUGGAUGGUGCACUUCGACCUGAUAGAAUAUGUACAGUAGAACAUACAGGAACAUCUGCAUCAGCUCCUCUUGCUGCUGGAAUCGUUGCUCUUGCGUUGGAAGCUAAUCCAUCAUUAACAUGGCGUGAUAUGCAAUAUCUUGUCGUACUUACAUCAAGACCUGAACCAUUAGAAAAAGAAACUGGAUGGAUAUUAAAUGGAAGCAAACGAAAGAUCAGCCAUAAAUUUGGGUACGGAUUGAUGGAUGCUGGCGGCAUGGUGAACUUGGCUGAAAAAUGGAUUGCGGUUCCUGCUCAGCAUAUUUGUAAAUCACGUGAAAUCAACGAAGAUAGACAGAUUCAAGGAUCAGUAGGAUACACAUUACAGACUCAUAUGGAUGUUAAUGGCUGCGCUGGAACUGUAAACGAAGUUCGAUUUUUAGAGCACGUUCAGUGUAAAAUAACACUGAGAUUCUUCCCUCGUGGCAAUUUGCGAAUAUUAUUGACAUCACCUUCAGGCACGACUAGUACAUUACUUUUUGAACGCCCACGUGACGUUGCAAAAUCAAACUUUGAUGAUUGGCCAUUUAUGAGUGUUCACUUUUGGGGUGAGCGCGCUGAAGGUCGAUGGACUUUACAGAUUAUUAAUGGUGGCAGACGACGUGUAAAUCAAGCUGGUGUAUUGUCAAAAUGGCAACUUAUAUUCUACGGAACACAAACAAAUCCAGUUCGUCUAAAAACAGAUGGACAAUCGACGAGUGCACGUGCAGUUGCAUCACCACUUGGCACCGACUGGGAAUGGACGACGGGAGAAAACUUAAAUUCAUUCUCGAAUAAUUUCAAUGGUUUCGUAAAUUAUCAAAAUUCAUUUGCGAGUGCUGGCUCGAAUGUCAAUAAGAAAUACGCUACACUCGACGGUCGUACAAUUCCAACAUCGCAGCGUGAAAAUGUGAUGGCUGAUUCGAAUAAUAAAUUAGUGAUAUUACAUGACUGUGAUCCUGAAUGCGAUCAGCAGGGCUGUUAUGGUCGCGGAGCCACAAAUUGCGUGGCUUGCAAGCAUUAUCGAUUAGAUAAUACGUGUGUUAGCCGAUGCCCACCAAGAAGUUUCCCUAAUCAAGGCGGUGUUUGUUGGCCAUGUCAUGAAUCAUGCGAAACAUGUGCGGGUGCUGGACAGGACUCAUGCUUAAAUUGCUCACCAUCAUACAAUUAUGUGACAGAUUUGGCUGUAUGCUUACAAACAUGUCCCGAUGGAUACUUUGAAAAUUAUGAAAAUAAAACAUGUGUUCCGUGCGAGGCAAAUUGUGCUUCGUGCCAGGAUCGUCCUGAUUUCUGUACAAGUUGUGAACAUCACUUGGUUAUGCAUGAGCACAAAUGUUAUGCUGCAUGUCCAAAGAACACGUACGAAACGGAAGAUUUCAACUGUGCAGACUGUCACGCGUCGUGCGCUUCAUGUAACGGUUCAUCAGAGUCACAGUGCAUUCAAUGUAAACCAAAUCGAUUCUCAUUGGAAGGAAAAUGCCUUACGUCAUGUCCUGAUGGAUUUUAUGGCGAUAAAAAGAGGAAAGAGUGCCUUCCGUGUCCAUUUGGAUGUGCCACCUGUAGCAACGAUAAGUGUUUGACAUGCAAGACCGAUUGGGUGAAAAAUAAGAAAGACAAAUGUGUGACGAAAGGAAGCAAUAACUGCGAUGAAUCUGAGUAUUAUGACAAUGGUCAUUGCCGUUCAUGUCAUUCAACAUGCGAGACAUGUAUGGGUCCAACGGAAAAUGAUUGCCUCACAUGCUCCAACAAUCUACUAUUACAGAAUAAUAAAUGUGUAAGCACGUGCGAUAAAGGUUACUUUAUGGAAGCUGGCGUGUGUACAAUGUGUUUGCACACCUGUACGCAAUGCGUAUCGCGUAUGAAUUGCACGGAAUGCGUUAAGGGACUACAAUUGCAAAGUGGUGAAUGUCGAGCAACGUGCGCUGACGGCUAUUACAGUGAUCGUGGGACAUGUGUGAAAUGUUAUUUGAGUUGUGACACAUGCAGUGGUCCUCGAAGAGAUCAGUGUGUGAGAUGUCCAAAUGGAUGGAAGUUAGCAGCUGGAGAAUGUCAUCCUGAAUGUCCUGAGGGCUUUUUCAAGACUGAAUUUGGGUGUCAAAAGUGUCAUCACUAUUGUAAAACUUGUAAUGGAGCUGGACCACUCUCAUGUACAGCAUGUCCAACACAUUAUAUGCUCGAAGGUGGACUAUGUACAGAAUGUCUGAGCAUGCAAUAUUAUGACUCAUUAACACAAACAUGCAAAACAUGCCACGAAUCGUGUCGGUCAUGUAGUGGACCAGGACAAUAUAGUUGUGUCACGUGUGCAUUUCCAUUGCAUUUAGAUCGCUUAAAUAACCAAUGUGUGCCUUGCUGUGCAACAGAUGCAACGCCAGAAGACCAAAGCUGUUGUCAUUGUGAUAAGGAUACAGGUGAUUGCAUAAAUUCAUCACCUGCUGGAAAGCGUCGCAUUGCCGCUGAAAAACAAUUAUCACAACUGACGGAUGAGGGAAAUUUAUUUAACAGCAAUAGCAACGAUGCUGCUCUCAUCGAUGGUGGUGGUUUAAUGACCACGGCCGAUAGUGCAAGUACGAUGGAUCAAAUUAAAUCACCAGUGACAUUUGUUGGAGUUGUUGCGGUGGCAAUUUGCUCUGUUAUUGUUAUCAUGUUUGUUACCAUCUUUACUGUUCUACAGAGAAGAAAUCAUAAAAAUUCAUUUACUGGCAUCCGAUAUGACAAACUAAAUGAUCAAGAACACAUGAAGCCUUUAAAAUUAGAAUCAAGAAAUACAAAAUUGUGUAUUCCAGAACAUGAAGAUCAAGAAAACUCAUCCCACUACGAAGAUAUGCUUGAUGAUGUAAAUAUAACACAAUGUGAUGAGGAUGAUGAAGACUUUCAUGAUGACGAGGAGACAAGAUUUAUCAGAACUGAUAGGAACAAAUCAAGUAAACAAUCUUAUCACACAUCAUCUGAGCGAACAUGAUCAUCAGUUAAACGAAUUGAAUCAUCAGUAACAAAGACAAAUUUCAUAGAAACGUAAAAGAAAAAUUAUGUGAAAAAAAUUCUAAAGCUUUUUAGUUUUUCACACACACAAAAAAAGAAUAUUUAAAUAUAGACGAGCAAAUGAAGAAAAGGAAGCACUUUUUUUAAGAAACACACAUCAUCAAGCCUCAGAAAUGAAUAUAAUGCUGUUCAAACAUUGGAAAUUGCAUGAGCAAAACUAAGUUUCCACUACUGAUACCGAUUGAAGGUAAAGAAUAAUUUUAAAGACAUAAAAUCACGAGACAUCAAACAAAGUAAGAAAGUUUGUAAAGUUGCCAGAAACAUUAUUUAUCAAAAUUUGAUUUAUGUCUCAUGAAAUGCAAUUCAAACAACUCCUGAACACAUAAUUUAAUGCCAUCUAAGUUGCUAGGUCUUGAUAUUUAUUUAUUAAAACAUUUUGUUAAUUUAAAAGCAAUUAUUGAGGUAGAAAAAUCUGUGACUGUGGAUCAUUAAAAUAAUUUCAAAACUUUUUAAUAGUUAUUAAGUUGACAUCACAAAUGGAAUGAUUUUUUGAGAGAUUUCGAUGGGAUUUUAGAGCGACACAAUUGUCAAUAGUUUUAACUUGGAUCUGUCAAGGUUUUUCUACAGUUCUUUUAUUAUCCUCGUUGUAGGUUCACUAUGGACUGUUUUAAGAAUUCCCGAGUGAAACACUUGACAUGAUGUUUAAUAAAUUAUUAGACGUAUGUAAGGACGACUAAUGACAUUAGUCCGAAUAGUACAAGUCGGUUAAUCGAAUAGAAAUCAGGUACCAAUCUAGCGUGACUCUAGCGAGGUGCAGAACUUAAAUCGAAUUCAGCACCAUUCUAGAGUUACGUUAGCUUGGUGCCUGAUUUUGACUUGUGCUAUUCGGGCUAGUGUCAUUAGUCGUCCUUAGGUCUUGUAUUUUAGUAAACAUCAUGUCAAGUGUUCCACUCGAUUUUGUAGAUUAGUCUAAACAGAUCCAUGUUGGAACUUUUGUCAUUUUUGGCGCUUUAAAUUAAUUUUAUUUCAAAAGUUAAGUUUGAAUUAAAUUGUUGAUGAAUAUAAUCAAUUUUUAAAUAAAUAAUCAAAAAAUUUUAAAUCAGAAUCUUUUUAAAAAAUUCAAAAAUGACUUAAGUUAAUCGAAAUCUCUCAAAACCUAAUUCCUUAGUAAAAACUUAGCAUUUCUUUAUCAAAUAUUAUUAUUCUUUAAUUAUAGACUCAAUUAUUAUUAUUUAACUACCAAUUCUUAUUAAAUUUUAUCCUGUUGAUAAUUUUGUUUAAAAAUUCAAUUGGAUUAAGUUGAUCGAAUAAAAAUGUAAUAAAAAACAAUUUAAAAUAGCUAGACAGAAAUGGGAUUUAAAAAUAAGACUUCUAGAAAAUUCUAAAAUAAAGAAAACUCAUCAAAAAUGUUGUAAUUUAAUUGGUAAUUGACCCAGAAAUAUUAAUACAUCACUAGACUCUGACUCUGUGUCUGUUGACAAAUCUAAACCUUGAUUGUUUACAAAUAUGAUAAAUUCCCAACGGCUGAUUGAAAUAUGACAUUUUUGAUGAGAACAAAUUGAACGAAAAUUGAGUAAACAAACAAUGAUUCUCUAGAGUAAUGAACCUUUUAUAUGUAAAUUAAAAAUAAUUUAAUUUUUAAAGUUGUAAGCAUUUUUAAAUUUAUCCUGGAAUAUCUACACACUACUUUCAUUCAUAUUAUUAUCAAAAAAAUGACAAAAAAAAGAUCUGUAAAAAUGUUAAAACUGAAAUGUUUCAUUUUAAACGACAAAGAUCGAAUCACAAAAAAAUAAUCUUUAUUUUCUCUUAAACUCACAUUUUUUAUAUCUUUAACACUGAAUGAUUGCAUAUGUCAGUGACGGAAUGAGUGAAUGAUUGUGAAUGUAUAUUUGUUAUUAUAUGGUGACAUUGUGGUUUUUUAUUAUUUUCAUUUUAUUUUAUUUUUUUUGCAACAAAACACACACAAAAAAAAUGUUAUGUAUAGGAUAAUGUAUAAGAAAUGAAGAAAUGAUGAUGACGAAUAAAGUGUUUUAUUAUUAUUGAAUUACCGUGAAUUGUAAAAAAAGGAUUAUAUAUUGAAAAUAAUUUUUUUUCUAAAAAAAAAUAUAAAAAUCGAAGAAUAAAAGCAAAUAAUGAGAAAAUAAAAACAGAAUUGACAAGUCCAUUCGAUGGAGAUGAAAAUAAAAAAGCUUGAGAAUGAAAAAUUAGAAUUAAAUUGAGAAAUGUAACUAAAUUGAUGAGAAAAAAAAAAACGUUGAAGAAUGGAAAGAUUAUCGAAUGGAAAUAAAAAGCAUGAAAUCAUUAUUUUAUCAUCA